This is a messenger RNA of Monascus purpureus, 1355 nucleotides long. Lineage: Eukaryota; Fungi; Ascomycota; Eurotiomycetes; Eurotiales; Aspergillaceae. The record is from the annotation of a GenBank genome assembly.
AUCAACGGAAGAAUCUUCACCAGCAAACCCAGCUGCUCAGCAAAAUGCCUGCCGUUCAGUCCACUGCCGUUGUCCGACCUUUGACCCACAAGUCCCCGAGGGACUUUGGCGCCGUUAUCACCGGUCUUGAUCUUGAGAAUCUCUCAGAAGCCGAUUUCGCCCUUCUCUACGAUACCCUCUACCGGUACAGCGUCGUCGUCGUGAAGAGCAAAAAGGACCUGUCUGCAGAGGCGCAAUACCAGGUAACGCGCCGCUUCGACCCGGAGUCCCAGACAUACGGACAUGGCACGACACUCGACGCGAAGCGCAGCAUCCUGCAUCCGGACCUGAAGACGGUUCCUCGCCAACCGCAGGUGCAGAUCAUCGGACACGGAUUCAUCCCCAGCUACGAAGGACUGGUGAACUUCCAGCUCCGCCACCCGCACCACAAGACCUUCCACCGGGACCGCAUCCCCGAGGAGGACGACCGCAAGUACACCCGCUUCUACCGCUGGCACAUCGAUGCAGCCCUGUACGAUCUGAACCCACCGCGUGUUACGACCCUGCUGGCUGUCUCCGUGCCCAAGGGACGCCGCCAGAUCGUCCGCUACGAUGACGGCACCGGCGACGAACUCGAGGUGCCACUGGGCACCACAGCCUUCGUUUCGGGCUACGAGAUGUAUAACCGUCUCUCGCCGGAGGAUAGGGAGUUCGUCCGCACCAGCCGCAUUGAGUACGCGCCUCACCCGUACAUCUGGAUGAGCGGCGGCCGCUCCCUCCCCACAGGACUCGGUUUGUACUCGGAGGACCGUGAGCUCCCAGAAUCCGAACUCCCGCCCAUCGAGUCCGAGAAGAUCAAGAUCCUGCCCAUGCUAUGGAAGAAUCCCGUCACCGGCCAGUUCGCCCUGCAGAUCCACCCUUCUGCUAUCCGUCGGAUUCACCGCGCGGACGGGUCGACGAUCGAUGACCUCAAGACCGUCCGCGACAUUGUCUACCGGCUGCAACGGCCGGCUAUCAGCCCCGCGUAUGUCUACCCGCAUGACUGGGAGGAGGGAGACUUUGUCUUGUUCAAUAACCAGGGCGUUCUCCAUACCGUUGUUGGCGCCUUUGCGGAUAAUGAGGUCCGUCUGUUUCGACAGUGUAACCUGUCGGCAAGCACUCCGCCUGUUGGGCCUGAUGUUGAUUAACGUGGUUUGUUGUUUGGCAACCACUUGAUACCUCUGUGACGAUAGUUUCCUGUUCCAGCGUUCGUUUGUAUAUUGCGUACAAGACUUGUUUGUGUUUGCCGAUUGUCUAGUUUUGAUUAGUUCGUAUCUGGAAUAGAUUGCUGCAGCGAGCACAUCGAAUGUUAGGGUUUAUCCAUAUGCAUCUAUCCC